Messenger RNA from Symbiodinium pilosum, 1359 nucleotides. The record is from the annotation of a GenBank genome assembly. Lineage: Eukaryota; Dinophyceae; Suessiales; Symbiodiniaceae.
AUCACAGCCGUGUCGUCGAAAGUCAGCGGAAACUGGGUGCUGAAGGUCAAGGUCUCAAAGGCAAAGCAUCUGGUGUGCGAUGAGAUCUUCGGCUUCUUCACAGGCUCGCACUUCAGAGUCGGCUUCUUCCCGGCCCCCAUUGGAGGCACCAAGACCUUCACCUUUCCGAUUGCUGCGUUGACAGAGAGCCAAGUAUGGGAUGUGGAGACCCUGGGCAUCAGGGUUUUCACCUUCCAGGAUAAUCCACUGGUAACGGUCCGCAACAUUCUGGAAACUGCGCUGCUCUUUGCGCCGGAUCGCACUCGAGGCGUGCAAUCCUCCUUCGCCGAGCGAAAUGCGGACUUCAUGCGCAACUACAUCGGCGCAACCUUGAAACCCCGCAAGGAUCCGGGAGGGCUUCUGCUCAAUUCCUCGGAUAUCCGCUCCGGAGAUUUCAUCGGGGUGCUGCGACUGGACGGUCUGGAUCCCAUGUUGGCUUGGGGCAUGGGCUCUCACACGGGACACACGGCGAUUGCCAUCUGGGAGCAUGGGGAGCUGUACGUGGCGGAGAGCACCGUCAACAGUUCCUACUGGCCAACAAAUGGUAUCCAGCGCACGCCAUACCAGAAAUGGAUUGAGCAGGCGCGAGCUGCAGGUUAUUCCACCGUGCAUGCGCCACUGAAGGAGGAGUAUCGCUCCACCUUCGAUGAGAGUGGGGCCAAUGCUUUCUUCCACAAGUAUGAAGGCCUGGAGUACGGGUAUCACGCGAUGCUGACUGGAUGGAUCGACACUCUCCACAACAACUACCCGUGCAAGCCGCCCUACGACGCUCCGCAAGAUCAAAAGCAGUGUCUGACCUGGGAGUUCAUUGAGGUGGCGGUCCCCAUCGUCACGCGCUACAUCCCCAAAUUGGAGAAGCCUUUCCUGCUUGCUUGGAAUCAGCACGUGACCGGAUCUUCCUUCAGCAACCUCUCUGCAACGGAGCUAUACCGGCAAGCCAGGGCCAAGGGGAUGGAGCUGGCUGAGAUCCCAGCAGUUGCGGAGCCCGACGGAAUUCUGUACCCUUCAGUCUUCAACAACGGGACGACUGCUCCUUCAAUUGCCAUGGUGUGUGACGUCUUCGUGUGCUCUAUGUGGAAAGCGGGCGGUGUCUUCAAGGCGAUUGAUAACGAUUUCAGUUGCAUUGAGCAGACCAACGUUGAUGUGUAUGACCUCAACGUGCUGGAGGCCCCAUCGGUCCGGAAAGAAGCCUGCGUUAGCGCAGAUCCGGAGAACCCGCUAUGCCAGUUGCGCCUUUGCUGGAUUUGGAGUGAAGCUGUUGAGUUCAAGGCGAGGGCAUUGGGAUCUAGGAUUCCAACGCGACGGUGUUGCAGUUUUUAG